AUGGCGCCCGCCGCCUCCAAGACGCGCGACAACCAGUUCUUCAAUGUCGGAGUCCAAGGAAGGAAGACGGGCAUCACGCUCAAGGACACCGGUGUGCGCGAUGAACACGGCAUGGAGCCCAUCGACGGCAUCUUCUCCUCGCCCGAGAAGUCUCCCCCGAAGCGCAACAACCAACCCCAACAGCCCGACAAGACCUUGACCUCUUCCGACAUGGACCUUCAGCAAAGUAUGCCCCGCCAUAUAUACGAACACAGCGACCAGCCGUUCUACAGUCUCGUCGACGAACUGCUGGCCAGCGAAGAAGAAGACGAAGAAGAAGAAGAAGCUACUAAGACAACACUGCCCCCAACAGGUUCCAUGCCCGAACCCGCCGCCGCCCUCAGCGCCCGCAAGUCCCUUCGUCCCGGGAGAGCCUCCAUUUUUCCCCCGCCCAUGGCCCGCUCGCCCAUCAAGACCCACCUUGGUUCCUCCCCUCGCCGCAAAUCCACGGGCCUGCCGUCGGCCAUGCGCAGGCCCUCGGGCACUCCUGAUCGCGCCGUCUCCCAUCCCGCAGUCGCAAGACGAUUGGACUUUGGCGCCAUUGAUGAGGACAAUGCGAAAGCGACGGGAAGCGGGAACAGGAAUCGGGGCCAGCCCCGCCCACACGUCUUCGAUCUGCCGGUUUCGCCCGCCCGCGGCAAGAAGCGCACACACGACGAGAGCGUUGUGGAGGAUGAGACCGUGCUCGAAGAGAGCGAGCUCGCGGUCAAUGGCGUUGGGGGGGAUAGCCCGCUACCGGCCGGCGGAGACGACUCGCUGCCGAUGCUCCCUGAAGACAAUGGCGGUGACACCGAGGCGGAUGAGCCCGAGGAGAAUUCAAUGGAAAUCCCCGAAGAACCGCAGCCGAAGCCACGCCUCACCAAAGCUCGCGGUCAGGGAAGGAAAAGCUUGGAGCACAAGGAAUCGCCCGUAUCAGCCCCAAAAAAGAAGGCAGGACGGCCAAAGAAGAAUCAAGGUUUGGUAUCCGCAAAGUCGACCAGCGCCGCGGUACCUGCGAGGUCGCGAUCGGCUGCACAAUCACGACCAGCUCCGAACACACACGUCGCGGAUGAAAGCGCAAUGGACGUUGAGCCGUCGAUAGAAGAGCCGUCAAUGGAACAAGUCGGCCAAGACGAGGCUGAGGAAGAAGUGGAAGAGAAACCGGAAGAGGAAGAGAAAGAAGAAGAGGAGGAGGAGGAGGAGGAAGAGGAGGAAGAGGAGCCGGAAGAGGAGCCGGAACCGGAGCCGGAGCCUGAACCCGAACAUGAACCAGAACCAGAACCUGAGCCGGAGCUGCCUCUAGCGAAGAGGAAACGGGGACGGCCGCCUAAGUCAAGCUCGAAGUUUGACCUACACGUGGACGAACCUCAGGAACCGAUGCAGCUGCCCGAACGCCCGGCGAAGAAGGCCAAGAAAACACCAGCACCCAAGAAGCCUCCCCCAUCGCAGCGCGAUCCAAAUGCCAGAAUAACGUCGAAAAAAGACGACGCGAAGAGCAAAUCAAAGGGCAAACAGAAGGAGGACAUGCCCCCUCCGCCACCUCCAUCCCAACCGAGCUCGCAGCGAGAGCCGGGUCGGUCACGUCAAGCAAGUCAAGCAAGUCAAGCAAGUCAAGCACGGAGUCUCCAAAUCCUUCGUCAGGGCACGCCUUUUGAUGACGCGGGAGCGCGAACUACCCGAUCAGGCAGGAUCUCGGCCAAGCCGAUCGAGUACUGGCGCAACGAGAGGAUCGAGUACAGCCACGACGGAACCAAAAAGGAGAUUGUUCGUGCCGAGGAUGUCGAGAAAGUCAAGCGUCCCGCGGCGCGCGCCAAGGCACGCAAGCGAGCCGGCAAGCGGUCGGAAAGCGCAAGCGCAAUCGAGGAGGAGCCGGAAAUGGAGCUGGAGGAGUGGGAGAUUGAUCCGGGCGUGAUGCAGGGCUGGGUCAACGGCUGGGACGAGAAGGCACACACGGUGAUCGAUCAGGGCGGGCGGAACGAAGACAUUGCCUAUUCUGCGGCCGCGCUCGAAACAAGAGAAGUGGCAGGGGCGAAUUUCCGAUAUUCGAAGGUUCUCGGGAUCCCCUACUUUGGGGCAGGCAUCGUCGACAUUCCGCCGCACGGAUCCAAGCGGUCGAAGAACUCGCGGCGCAUGUACAUGGCGUUCUGCCUGCUCUACGGCAAGGUCAGUGUCACGGUGGGCGACAACGAGUUCAGCAUCAGCAAGGGUGGGGUGUGGAUGGUGCCAAGAGGUGAGUAA
Molecule: messenger RNA, 2256 nt
Organism: Diplodia corticola
Lineage: Eukaryota; Fungi; Ascomycota; Dothideomycetes; Botryosphaeriales; Botryosphaeriaceae
Product: cupin domain-containing protein
Exons: 3
Coding region: 1-2256 (751 amino acids)
Biological process (GO): spindle attachment to meiosis I kinetochore; attachment of mitotic spindle microtubules to kinetochore; kinetochore assembly
Cellular component (GO): kinetochore
Molecular function (GO): centromeric DNA binding
Source: RefSeq, a predicted model, not a curated record